AUUAAAUCUCCACAUAAAUGAGAGUUCAGAGGUGAAAGAAAAUAGCAACUGGGAAAGCAAAGGGCUUGGGUCAGAAACUACAGCCUAAAAAGUAUUCAACACAUGGUCGUAAGCAACGUGCCAAAAGACUCCAGCUGAGCGUAAAAAAUAGUAUUAAAGCUGUUGGACGCAACGCUAAAGGCAAGAAAAAGUUCUUCAAACUCUACACAGACAGCGACGUUUUUGGCAAAUAAAUUUGAGUUAUUUGAUGUCUGCAUGAGACAUGACCUAGCAUCUCAAUUAAAACUAAAAACUAAUCCUACCAGAGCUAUUAAAGUUCAACAGAAAAAGUGAGAUGAAGCUGAUAAUUCAUCUGUACCUUCAACUCUGGUAACAGGCAAUAUCUAUGAUCAAGAGGAGACUAAAUCAGAGGAAGCCAGAACUUCUCUUAACUCCAAAUGAACUGCUCGCUCGCAGCAAAGGUCUAAAAUCUCAAAGAGAGAAUUUGAGGAUGACUAUCUGACAGAUGAGGAUCAAGUAGCUUAUGAUAGAGCUAAGCUUCAUCUCGAGAUGUUGAAGAUGUUUCAGUCCCAGCUCUCGAAGUAAUCCCUAAUUAGAAGUCUAUACAAAUUUAUACACA
Moneuplotes crassus is the source of this 619-nucleotide messenger RNA. The record is from the annotation of a GenBank genome assembly. Lineage: Eukaryota; Ciliophora; Spirotrichea; Euplotida; Euplotidae.